Neocloeon triangulifer is the source of this 1455-nucleotide messenger RNA. RefSeq lists its product as uncharacterized. The transcript has 6 exons. The record is from RefSeq and is a predicted model, not a curated record. Lineage: Eukaryota; Metazoa; Arthropoda; Insecta; Ephemeroptera; Baetidae. Gene Ontology annotation, cellular component: nucleus. The coding region runs from base 82 to 882 and encodes 266 amino acids.
GUGAUUGGCUGUCGGCGUCAGUGCUGCCAAUGCGACGGCGGCGUCACUGGUCGGUACUCGAUUCAUUCAAAUACGUUCAAGAUGGCAGACAUCACGAAAGACGCUCUCCGCAAGGAAAUUGCCGCCAUCCUGAAGGAUGCUGAUCUGGCGACCACCUCGGCCAAGAAAGUGAGGCAGCAGAUCGAGGAAAAGCUGGACUGCGAUUUGUCCGAGCGUCGCAAGGAAAUCGACGAGCUCGUCAUGGAAUGUUUGGAGAAGAAACAGGAGGGAAAGAAGGAGGGCGGCAAGAAGAGGUCAAAGAGCGAUGAGGAGGACGAAAGCGAGGAACAGGAGGAGAGUGAGGAGGAAAGUGAGCAGGAAGAGCGCAAAGAGAAGCGCACGGCCGCCAAGAAACCUCCUCCGAAACGCGCCAAGAAGGCCAGCUCGGACGAGGAGAGCGAGGAGGCCUCGGACGACAACGCCAGCGACGAGGAAUACAGUCCUGGCAAGAAGGCCAAGGGUGGCAAGAAGCCCAAAGCCAAGGGCAAGAAGAAGGGCAGCGACAGCGACGAUGGCAGUGACGAAGACUGGAACAAGAGCAGGCGGGCUGCCGCCAGUGCCAACAAGAAAUCUGGACCCGCUGCCAAGAAAACUGGUGGUGGUGGUGGAUACACCAGGGCUUACACCCUUUCUCCUGAACUGGCCGCAGUCAUGGGAACUGAAAAGAUGGCCCGUCACGAGGUCGUCCGUAAAAUGUGGAGUAUCAUCAAAGAAAAGAAUCUCUAUGACCCGAAGAAUAAGCAGUUUGCCAUCUGCAAUGAUGAGCUUCUCGCUGUUUUUGGUGUGAAGCGUUUCCGCACAUUCGGAAUGAUGAAGUACUUGAAGAACCACUUCCUCGACUAAAUCCCCUCUGACAUAAUCCGCAAAGUAAUUUAGCCAUUACUUUUUAAUCUGUGGCAGCGUUUGUUGUACUCGAUUUGCCGGCGCCAUUUGAAAAUCAUUUAUCUUUUAAGUUGAUUGCGAAAAUUUAGGCUAUCCUGUCAAAUUGGCCCUACAGGUCGGGUCGCCAAUGCAGCGAUUAUAAAACGACAAAAAAGAAUUAAUUAUCAAUGUCAGUACAGCAGUUAGCCAGAUUAUUACAGUAACUUAAUGUGUAAGUUUGAAGUGCAUGGUACUACUUGUCUUGCAAUCAAGAUCCUCUUUCAUUAUUUUAAUUCCUAAAUAGCUGAACUGUCAAAUUUACAGGCAGUGUAAAGUGUUGGUCGGCUUUGAUGGAUUAUUUUUUUGAAUUCAGCUUGUAGAAGAAGUUCCAGGAUGUUUGAUUACCAUUUUAAAUGAUUUUGUCAGUUCCUCUUUUGGCAAUUACUUUUCUUGAGAAGGAAUCAUUAGUGAUGCAAAAAUAUGUAUCUUACGAAUAUUAUUAAUUAUUUUCUUUUGAAUAAAUUGUCUGAAUUCUGUAUUUUAAAAAGUACCAAA